GACAUAUAUAUAAAUGAAUUCACACUUUUCUUGUUCUUAGCGUAAUAUAAUGCCAUUGAUUCGCUACGGUCUUAUUUUAUAUCUCAAUUCCUUCUCUCUUAAGGGGCAAAUGCAAAUUUCAAAUGGUUUUCUUGAUUUAUAUAUUCGCUCCUUAGUGUAAAGACUCUAUUUUGUUCCCUUCCAUGUUCCAUCAUCUCCUCCUCCCCAAGCAAAGUAGUAGUCCUCUAGCUUUCACUGUUUCUCUCUAGCCUUUAUUCUAUUCCCUCUUUUGCUUUUGGGUUUCUGUGUAGCUUUUCGAGAUCCGGUCACCAAAUGGGGGUUUCCCAACGCAGUUUCACUAACUCCGGGGGGGAUAUACAGCCUGUGCCCACCCAUUUCUCUGCAGAGAGUGGUGAUGAGAGUGAUGGGUUUUGUGGGCAUGGUGAAUUAAAGGUCAAAUCUUUAGUUUACAGAAUGAUUUGGGAUUUUGGGCUGGGGUGUUUAAUCCCGGCCAGCCGGCGGCGGAGCUCCGGCAAGGGUAAAGGGGGAAAGGGCGGUGAGAAUUCAGAGCAUAAUAAGGCUUGGUUGCUGGCACAGUCCGGUGGGUGUGGGCGUUCUGAAUUGACUAAUGCUGAGCCACAAUCAGUUCACUCCUCCUUCAGGCUUAGUCUUUGCUCUCAGGUUGAGCUUGAGUCCAUGAAUGUGAGUAGCUGCUCCCCUGCUACUGUUUUGAUGGUGAAUUUGGAGAAUGGUUUGACUGAUCCUGGGUCAAGAGAGCUGAAAUGGAGGAGGAUUGAGUCUCUGGAGAGGAGUAUUUCACCUGUGGCACAUUCUUUAGUUAGGUUUAGCUAUCAUGAAAUUCUUGCUGCCACUAGCAAUUUCUCCAAAGGUAGAGUUUUGGGAAGAGGUGCAUUGAGCUAUGUUUUCAGGGGGAGAAUUGGGUUUCUGAAGGCUGCAGUAGCAAUUAAGAGGUUGGAUAUGGAAGACAAGGAGACCCCAAAGGCAUUUUGUAGGGAAUUGAUGAUUGCUAGCUCUCUACGCAACCCUUACAUUGUUCCUCUUGUGGGGUUUUGUAUUGAUCCACAAGAGGGUUUGUUUUUGGUUUACAAAUAUGUAUCUGGUGGAAACCUGGACUGUUAUUUGCACGAUAAGAAGCGGGGAGUGAGAGGUGGCACCGCUCUUCCAUGGUCCGUGAGGUAUAAAGUUGCUGUUGGCAUCGCGGAAGCCAUUGGCUAUUUGCAUAAUGGUACUGAAAGAUGCGUUGUUCAUAGGGACAUCAAGCCCUCGAACAUCCUUCUUUCUUCAAGAAAGACACCUAAGCUAUGUGACUUUGGAUUAGCUACGUGGACCCCUGCACCUUCGGUACCUUUCCUUUGCAAGACUGUGAAAGGAACAUUUGGGUAUUUAGCACCCGAGUAUUUCCAGCAUGGGAAAGUGUCGGAUAAAACUGAUGUCUAUGCUUUUGGGGUAGUCCUCUUGGAAUUACUAACUGGCCGGAAUCCAAUUGAAAGUAAAAGAGGACCCGGGGAGGAGAAUUUGGUCUUGUGGGCGAAGCCGCUAUUACAGCAAGGAUUUGUUGAAAAGCUGCUGGAUCCGAGGCUGAGAUUUCCGCAGAAGAACUUGCAGAAGAUAGCCUGGAUGGUCCAAGCAGCAGCAGCGUGUAUAAACAACGAGGAAUCUCAGAGGCCCAACAUUGACGUGAUCAUUGCCAUACUUAGAGGCAUAGAACCGGAUUACCUUAGCAGGAAGAAGGGUACUAAUCUAAGUGGUAAUGGCUGUGUUUUCGACUGUUUGCAGCAGAGUAAAAGCGAAAUGAAGAGUCACUUAGCAUUGGCUAUGGUAGGAGUUACCGAGUUUGAAGAUGAAGAUUUUUACUGCCGCUGAAUCUUUGAAUUGAAAGAUUUGAUUUUUAAUUGGUUUUUUGUGUUUUACUUGGUUUCUUGAUCAAAUGAGAGAGAG
This is a messenger RNA of Ipomoea nil (Japanese morning glory), 1938 nucleotides long. RefSeq names its product serine/threonine-protein kinase CDL1-like. The record is from RefSeq and is a predicted model, not a curated record. The transcript is spliced from 6 exons. Gene Ontology annotation, biological process: protein phosphorylation. Gene Ontology annotation, molecular function: protein kinase activity; ATP binding. Lineage: Eukaryota; Viridiplantae; Streptophyta; Magnoliopsida; Solanales; Convolvulaceae. The coding region runs from base 313 to 1863 and encodes 516 amino acids.